GUCGAAGCGGAGCGUGCGAAUCGCGAGGAGGAAAAUCUCACUUAUGAUCUACGAGGGUAAGGGAGUAGAGAGCGAUAUCUCUCGGGGGCCAACGAGGUCACGUGACCCGUGUGUUUACCAAAAUGGUGAACGUCCGUGCGCUACGGACGACUCUACGCGAUCCCGUCUGUCCCGCACAGAAACGGCCGCGCGACGCUCGAACGUGUAAAUAGGCUCCCCCCCGAGAUCAGCUGUUUCGACUGUGUAUGUCAGUGCACGCCUCGUCUCGACGCGUGUACCUCGCGGUCCUGCCUACGGCGUCGCGUCCCGGGCGAGUCGACGUUUCGCGCGUUGUCCCCGUUUUUUCCUUGCGUCCAUCGUUCACGCGUCCUCCCCGUCUUCCGUGACGUAUCUUGGACGCGAUCGCGGGAUAUGCCACACGACCCGACACGACGACGGUCACGGUACGACGAUCGCCUCCUGCUCAUCGCGUGCGAUCCCAUUGCGAUUUUACGACCGCGCUACAACGGUAUUCGUAGAUAGACUGUUUCACGCGAGCCCGAAUACUCGCGAAACCAUGUCAUUCGAUUUCGUUUCGUCGCGCGCCGACCUCCCAUCCGCGAUACUGUCAACGCUGUCAAACUCAUCGUAGGAUUCUCUCUCUGUUUCCUUAUAUUGCACCGCAUCAAGAGGGUGACCCGAAGCUUCCAAAGGCCUAAUUCCAUUUGCCAAUAAUGCUGAGUUCGAGGAACCCUACUAGCAGAUGAUCUCUGAUAUAGUUUAGUGCGAAUGAGAAGCACUUUGACAAAAGACAUCUAAAUGUCCGGAGGUGUCUUUGCAUAGCGCCGAGUGCUGCAGGGCCAGGCAUUCUUAAACAUGGCCACGUAUCAAGUCGACUACCAAUGGGCUUAUUCCAUAAUGGAUUCAUCUAGGAUAUCCACUUUUCUAAUAUCAAUCCUACUGAUAGUCUACGGUAGUUUCCGAUCUCUGAACAUGGAACAAGAGGCGAGGGAAAGACAAAAGGAGAAGGAACGUAGCAAUUUAUUGACUGGAAUUACGAGCAACAGCAACGCCGGCAAUGCGGACGGUGCUAACGGAGGAAGAGUUCAAACUCUGGAUACGAUGCAUGCUCUCUGUCUACCUCUCUGUGCUUCCAUUUCUCUACUCGUCAUGUUCUUCUUUUUCGACAGUAUGCAGAUGCUUCUCGCAAUUUGUACAGCCAUUAUAGCCACAGUUGCAUUGGCAUUUCUUUUAUUACCCAUGUGUCAGUACAUCAUCAGACCAUGUUCCGAUGGUAAUAAAAUAUCCUUUGGUGUUUGUGGGAGAUUUACGGGCGCGGAACUGCUGUCGUUUUCGCUCAGUGUGAGUAUAGUAUGCAUCUGGGUCUUGACCGGACAUUGGCUGCUGAUGGAUGCAAUGGGCAUGGGCCUGUGUGUAGCAUUUAUCGCAUUUGUUCGACUACCUAGUCUCAAGGUAUCCACGUUGUUAUUAACCGGGCUGCUGAUCUACGAUGUCUUUUGGGUUUUCUUUUCAUCCUACAUAUUCAGCACAAACGUAAUGGUUAAGGUGGCAACUAGGCCUGCAGAUAAUCCAGUAAGUCUCGUGGCUAGAAGAUUACAUUUGGGCGGCGUGGCGAGAGCCGCGCCAAAACUACCUUUACCCGGAAAACUGGUUUUUCCGUCGAUGCAUCAAGCUGGACAUUUCUCGAUGCUGGGCCUCGGCGACGUUGUUAUGCCGGGUCUUUUACUCUGUUUUGUCCUGCGAUAUGAUGCGUACAAGAAGACUCAGUUAUUGCCUGGUGGCUGUGAAACUGGGGUACCACCGCCGCGCCACUUCAGCCGGAUUAGCUACUUUCAUUGCUCUUUGAUCGGUUAUUUUCUUGGUCUACUUACCGCCACUGUAAGCUCGGAGGUGUUCAAAGCUGCGCAGCCUGCCUUAUUGUACCUUGUGCCCUUCACUUUGUUGCCAUUGCUCACAAUGGCAUAUCUGAAGGGAGAUUUGCGUCGAAUGUGGAGUGAACCAUUCAUAUCUCAACAACCUUCUAAACAUAUGGACGUUUGACAAGAGUGAUGGCUUUCUGUAUAUUGCACUGUAUUGGAGGCAAAAUUCUUGCAUGAAAUUCACUACCACAUAAUUUCACAUCCUUAUUUUCACCAAUGUCAUUUAAUGUAAGUAAGUUUUUUUCUAUACACACAUGCGCGCGUGCGCGCGCAAUAUACGUUUACUUUCUUUUUAAAGUCAAUACGGAGGACAAUUCAGAUUUAAGGUCAAUGCAAUUCAUUGCGAUCUUAUUUAGUGUAAAAAUACAUAUAUUGCAUAAAUAAUUUAUAAAUGUAACAUAAUGUCACACGAGUAUAAUGUUAGCGCUGCAAACAACUUUUUACCGAAACAAUAGAGGUCGAAGAAUCCUCUCAGAAUAUUUCUGGAAUGCCAAAUGACACAUAUAUUAUUGGCAUUCUUUCUGUGUCUUAAAUUGAUGUUGAGUAUAUGGAUAGAUAUUGUGCAUAUAAUAGAUAAUGCAAUCAAUAUUAUUGUCAUUUCAAGCUACUACAUAAUAGCUAAAAACUAUGUAUCAUGUGAUUGAUUUUACAAGUGAAAAAUGGUCUUUUAUUUUUACUAUUAUUAUAACAAUUAAUAGAUUCUCGAGGUAUUUACUUUCAAUCAAACAAAAAGUAUUGAACAGCUAUAAAUAACUCUUGUAAAAUUCAGUUACAAAUGGUUACAAUGGUUAAAAUUCAUUGCAGAAUAUCAUUUUGAUUCAUUAUACUCAAUUGGUAUCAAAUUACUUGCAAAUAUGUAUAGCUAUGUGAAUAGAAUAAUUUAUGAACUAUUUGUGAACAUUUGGAUAAGAAUCCAAUACACAUAUACAUGUAGGUUGUGACUUGGUUUAAAGUUGGUUUAAAGUUGAUUGAGCAAAGUAAUAAUGCUAAAAAUAAUUAUGUAUAUAUUUAUUACAUCAUUUUUAUAAACAUAUAGGCACGAAUUUGCGAUUUGCAGUAAUCAAUAGCACGCUUUUCGAUACUGUUUUGUUUUGCUAUCUAUUUGUUGAUCAAACUUUUUUUAUUUCGGAGGAGAUUAGUUCAUUGUCAUUCUCAACGUGUAAGUAGGAUGUAAUAUGAAACUGUGCAUUGUUAAAGAUAAUUACAGGAAGGUUUGUUUAAACAAAAAGGCUUUCUAAACGAGCUCUUGCUAUGGAUAGGCUGUCGAAAAGACUUUAUAUGUUUAUUUAAGGACAAGACUGAAGAUAAUAUGUACGAAAGCCAAUUUAUUAAGUGAUUUCUCUGAAAGAUAAAUAAUUUUUUCCAUUCUACCUUUCUCUUGGAUCAAUUUAUAGUAUCUUAGAUUAAAUGAAAUAAUAUAAUAUAUUCUAAUAUAAUAAUAUUAUAUUGUCUAAGGAAGGUAGAAUAAUAUAUGCUCUUUCAUAUUGUCCCUUGCUUUAAAAUAAGUUAUGUAAAAUAUUCAUAGUCACAAAUCAACUAGAUAUUUAAUAAUGAUGUGAAUUUAAUUUUAUUUUUAUAUCUCAUUGUAUUUAGCAAAUUAGUAUACGCAUACACAUUAUACAUACAUACACACAUACAUACAUAUAGUACACACACACACAACAGAUUAAUAAUUUGCUAAAUAUGAUAAUAUAUGUAAAAACGAAAUUGCACAUAUAUACACACACACACACACACAUCAAAAUAAUAGUUUAAAAUUUAUAAGUUCCUUAAAUAUAUAAAAAUUAUAUUAUUAUAAAAUUUUGGAAAGGUCUUCUCCAAUCUUCAGAAAUCUGCGAUAAAAAAAAUAUAUUAGUGAGAGUGAUCGGAACAAAUUUUAUCUGUUUGCUCCUACAGUAAUAUAGAAAAAACUAAGUUUUAUUUCAAUUACAUCUUAGCUUAAGUCUUAAAGAAGGCGUUUUCAACACCAUUGAAUAACAUUUCGUUAAUUUUGUAAAAAUGUUUUUAAUUUUUAUCAUUCUUUAUUUGUCUACCUGUCCAUAGCACAAGCAAUUUAUUCUCCAUUGUUAUCUCAUAUUGAUAUACAAAUGUGUAUAUCAAAUAAAUCAUUUUUGACAUUUUAUUAUAAUCACGUGUGUGUGUGUGUGUGUGUGUGUGCGCGUGCGCGCGCGCGCGCGUGCGUGUGCGUGCGUGUGUGUGUGUGUGUGUGUUUAUAAUAAAAUGUCACACACACACACACACACACAAUAAGUAAUAAUAUAUUUUGAUUACUUUUGUUAUUCGAUUAAAAAACUCAUAAAGACGCUUUUGUAAAAUGGUAUAUUUUAUAUAUAUUUUAUUAUAUUUUAAAAAACAUUUAGCUGUGUUCAGAUCAUCAGUUUGUCGACAGUAUGUGAUUUUUUUUUAACAAAUUACGUACACUAUAAUAUAACGUUUAUAGUUCUGUAAUGUAUGUUAAAAUUUUUUCUUCCAAUGUACAUAUGAAUAACCUCGACAGAGAAGGCGCAGACUUAGCAACAAUUGCGUCGUGCCCCCAUGAAGAGAUUUUAUUUGUUAAGCAAAUUAAUCGAAUGCAAUGAAUUUUUUUAGUACGAUAUAGAGUGUAUCUUUAAGAAAGCGUUCAAGUUUUCAAAUGUAGAUUAAUGCAAUACAAUUUAUAAUUUAUACAACAGGAUCAUAAUACUUUUUAGUUAUACUAAAAUAAUUCUAUUUCUCGAUUCGUUUUCACAACGAGACUCCUUCUUCAAACGAUAUAAAUGUUUUUGUACAAAAGAAAUUAAGGCAUAAUACUAUAGAAGGUGUUUAUAGUAAGAUUGCAACUUAGUUUAUGGUAAGAAUGAGAGGUAAAUUAAUUGUGUAUACCUUCAUUUUUGUUUCAAUAUAUGUAACAAAUCACAUUUUGUUGUAUAUUUCCUAAAGUCUGAUGAUUUAUUUAUUGACUAGGAUUGUACAAGUACUAAAAAAAUGCUCAUUAUGUAAAUUUCAGGAAGUGUAUAUAAAACGAAUACUUACAACUGUCAUUCAUUUUUUCCACAAACUAAGUGACGAGAUUAAAAAAAAAUACUAUAUAUUAAUAACAUGACAUAUUAUGAUAGAAACAAAAUGAUCAAUGAACAGAUUUAAAUAAAAAUCAAGAGUUAAACCGUAUAUACACAGAAUAUUAUUAAAAAUGCUGGAUAUAUAUUAUAGGUAACAUAUUAAAAAAAAAGCACUUGCUUGUACUGUUGCAAUUCUUGACUUGCAUGUGUACAGCUAUGUACAUUUUUUAUAUAUAAUAAAACUUGACCAUUUUCGUAUGUGGUCGCGUUUGAAAAGUAAAAGUUAUUGAUAAC
Molecule: messenger RNA, 5251 nt
Organism: Formica exsecta
Lineage: Eukaryota; Metazoa; Arthropoda; Insecta; Hymenoptera; Formicidae
Gene: SppL
Product: signal peptide peptidase-like 3
Exons: 6
Coding region: 856-2040 (394 amino acids)
Biological process (GO): membrane protein proteolysis
Cellular component (GO): Golgi-associated vesicle membrane; cytoplasmic side of endoplasmic reticulum membrane; lumenal side of endoplasmic reticulum membrane
Molecular function (GO): aspartic endopeptidase activity, intramembrane cleaving
Source: RefSeq, a predicted model, not a curated record